AUGGAGCCGUCUCGCCAAUCCGAAUCCCAAAUCCCACAUGUCAGGACAUGGACGGACGGCGGCCGCCCGCUGAGCGAGCGGCCCGUGAGCCAGACCCGGCCAGAGAGCAGGGCCAAGGCCAAGGCGACGGAGCCGUGGCCGAAGCCGCCUUUCUCAUCAGUCUCGUUUCGGCCCUUUGCCUCUGGCCGCUGCUGCGGUGGCAUUGCGUCCCUCGUUCGCCACCGAGCAGCUGGAGACGGAGUGGCCCGGGGCUGCCGUCGGUUGGGACACUCGCUCUGCCAAUGUGCUCGUAAAGGUGCCCUGUGCGACCGUGGCUGGCUGGCUGGCUGGUCAUGGGCCGUGAGGGCCUUUGUCCUCCCCUCCGCCGCCGUCGAGCCAAGACACGCAGCAGUGUCGUCGUCGUCGAGCAUGGCCCUGCUGCUGCUGCUAUUUUUUCCCCUUCACCCCAUGCUCAUGGCCGGCUCGUCCUUCACGUGCGCAUUCACAAGCAGCCGAGGGACCUCGAGCUAA
Purpureocillium lilacinum is the source of this 510-nucleotide messenger RNA. NCBI's taxonomy places the organism in Eukaryota, Fungi, Ascomycota, Sordariomycetes, Hypocreales, Ophiocordycipitaceae. The record is from RefSeq and is a predicted model, not a curated record.